This is a messenger RNA of Bacidia gigantensis, 1851 nucleotides long. It is a transcript of the gene PAA1, whose product is annotated as Polyamine N-acetyltransferase 1. Gene Ontology annotation, molecular function: protein phosphatase regulator activity. Gene Ontology annotation, cellular component: cytoplasm; protein phosphatase type 2A complex. The transcript is spliced from 8 exons. The coding region runs from base 1 to 1851 and encodes 616 amino acids. The record is from RefSeq and is a predicted model, not a curated record. Gene Ontology annotation, biological process: protein dephosphorylation. NCBI's taxonomy places the organism in Eukaryota, Fungi, Ascomycota, Lecanoromycetes, Lecanorales, Ramalinaceae.
AUGGACAGCGACGCUCAGAAUGACCCUCUCUUUCCUAUAGCUGUUCUUAUAGAUGAAUUGAAGCAUGAUGACGUACUUUUACGACUCAAUGCCAUUCACAGACUUUCUACAAUAGCUUUGGCGCUCGGAGCUGAGCGGACGAGAGACGAGCUGAUACCCUUCCUAGACGAGUCUGUUGAGGAUGAAGACGAAGUUCUCACAGCAUUAAGUGAAGAGCUUGGGAGCUUCGUAGAAUAUGUUGGGGGUCCCGAGUAUGGGCACGUGCUCCUGUCACCUUUGGAGAAUCUUGCAGCGAUAGAGGAGCCUCUCGUGCGGGAGAAGGCUGUCGAGUCAUUGAACAAGAUAUGCCACGAACUCUCACAAGAACAAGUCGAAGCCCAUUUCAUCCCACUGACAAUGCGCCUUUCGAAAGCCGAUUGGUUCACAUCGAAGAUCUCUGCUACUGGACUUUUCUCCGUGCCCUAUUCAAAAUCCUCGCCCACUUCACAGGAGAGCUUAAGACAGCAGUUUGGUACCCUGGUUCAUGAUGAGACUCCUAUGGUUCGACGGCAAGCGGCGAGCAAUCUUGCAAAGUUCGUGAAGGAAAUGCCGCCUAACACCGUGAUUGAUGAAAUGAUACCCCUAUUCCAGCACCUAGCGGGAGAUGACCAAGAUAGUGUGCGGCUGCUGACAGUCGAGAUUCUUAUCGCGAUUGCGGAGGUUGUCCCAAAGGAGCAGCAAACGAGUCAUGGCACCCUUCUAGCCGCUUUGCGAAGUUUGUUCGAGGACAAGAGCUGGAGAGUAAGAUAUAUGGUUGCAGACAGGUUCGAAAAGAUAGCAAGAGCUGUUGACGAGGAAACCGUGCAGCGUGAUCUAGUCCCAGCUUUUGUCAAAUUACUCAAAGAUACGGAGGCAGAAGUCCGGACCGCAGUUGCAGGUCAAAUUCCAGGUUUCUGUGGACUUUUGGAUCGAGAGACACUACUCAACGAAAUCAUGACAAGUAUAGAGGACCUCGUCUCGGACACAUCGCAGCAUGUUCGCGCCGCUCUAGGUACGCAAAUUAGCGGUCUUGCUCCAAUACUCGGCAAAGACGAAACCAUCUCACAUCUUUUACCUAUGUUCUUGCAAAUGCUCAAGGACGAAUUCCCCGACGUUAGACUUCACAUCAUCUCAAAGCUCGAAUUGGUAAACAAAGUUAUCGGGAUUGAGCUUCUCUCACAGUCGCUUCUCCCUGCAAUCGUUCAGCUCGCUGAGGACAAGCAAUGGAGAGUACGCCUAGCCAUAAUUGAAUACAUACCGCUGCUUGCGAGCCAACUAGGCGUCGCUUUCUUUGAUGAGAAGUUGAGCACACUCUGCAUGAGCUGGCUCGGUGACACCGUUUUCUCUAUACGAGAAGCUGCUACAAAGAAUUUGAAGAAAUUGACCGAAGUCUUCGGCGUUUCAUGGGCAAGCGAAGCCAUCAUCCCUAAAGUCAUGGCUAUGGGUCAGCACCCAAAUUACCUCUAUCGAAUGACGACCUGCUUCGCCAUAUCCACUCUUGCGCCGGCCAUUGAUCUUGCAACCAUCGAAAAGUCAAUUCUCCCAAUGAUGGACCGAUUGGUGACAGAUGAUAUCCCGAAUAUACGCUUCAACGUCGCCAAAUCUUACACCAUUCUAAUUGAUAUACUCAAACGCUUACCAGCAGAAGGCACCAUUCACGAACUCGACAACUCAAAGUCUUCAAGCACUCCUUCACCCAAGGGCCAAGCACUAAUCCAAGAAUCAAUCUUACCGAAUCUGGAGAAACUGCAGCAAGAUGGGGAUGUAGAUGUAAGGUUCUUCGCUUCGACAGCUGCGGAUAGGGUUGGGGAUCGAAUGGUAACGUCGCCGUAA